Molecule: messenger RNA, 712 nt
Organism: Andrographis paniculata
Lineage: Eukaryota; Viridiplantae; Streptophyta; Magnoliopsida; Lamiales; Acanthaceae
Exons: 4
Coding region: 41-712 (223 amino acids)
Molecular function (GO): cysteine-type endopeptidase inhibitor activity
Source: RefSeq, a predicted model, not a curated record
AAAAUACUACUAUUGUUAAUUCAUUCCAUCUAUUUCUGCAAUGGAAGGUCUCUGUUUCGAUGCCCCAUCUUACUCCGAAUACAUGGACGACUUGAACUACAGCCAGGGAUUCUAUGUGACGCCGAGCAAAGACGGUUCUUCGAUGGUCGGAGCAAUCCGUCGUGCCGGAGAAUGUUCCGCCGCCAGCGAGCAUUACGUUAGGGCGGAGCGCGCGGCUAGGUUUGCGGUGGAGGAGCACAACAAUGCAGCCGAAGGUGAAACCGGAUUGCCGUUGAAAUUCGUGAGUAUCGUGAACCUCAACUUGCAACCUUCCGCCAAAGUUAUCUACUACAUAACUAUGGAGGUAGUGGAUACCGCCGGCGAGAAGAGCCAUUACCAGGCCAAAGUGCGGGAGAAUCUCUGCAGCAGUUACAGAGUCUAUAUCUUCAGAUCUGCACCGUACAACUUGAAAUCUGCAGAUAAAACUGAAAAAAAUCUAUGUUGCACUGUGGUUGAUAACUUGCUACCAUGGAUGGAUGAGAGCUAUUUAUACUACAAGGCCUUUUAUAAAAUCAAACACGAGAUUUUGGGCAUCGAAGUGAUGCGUAACGAGAACAGAGGUGUUCUGUGGUUCAAAAACCGUGAAGAAUCGAAGAAGCUCUUGAAGAGUUACAUUGGAAAAGUGAUGCCAUGCACUAAUAUGUCACGUGAGUUUGCUCUGAUUAGUAAUUAG